Arachis ipaensis is the source of this 801-nucleotide messenger RNA. RefSeq lists its product as uncharacterized. Lineage: Eukaryota; Viridiplantae; Streptophyta; Magnoliopsida; Fabales; Fabaceae. The record is from RefSeq and is a predicted model, not a curated record.
AUGGAUGGUGAGGAGAGCUUCCUAACUCUAGUGCAUUACUCUGGUAAAAUUCAGAAAAGUAAAAGGCACAGUGUUAAAUUUACGAAUAGGGAACCGCUUAGCAUUUUUAUCCGGUCAUCGAGAUCCGAUAAAGAUAUACAGGUCUUGUUUCACUAUAGGCGAAGUAUUUCUGAAGUUAGAAUACCCGAGUUGUUUGCUAAGUUGAAAGAUGGCAUCGACAGUUCUAGGGAAUUAGCGCCAAAUCCUCAGUCGACGAUGAUGGGGGGUGCCUUAACGUCGAUGUCUGUGGUAGCACCUGCUUGUCUAUUGGUUGAUCCUCCAUGUAUUGCAGUUGGUACUGCUAGUUCAUCUCAUCGUGUUCCUGAUUUUGCAGUUGAGUCUGGACCGGAUCGAGUUGAAAAUGCGAUGCGAGAGGAUGAUUUAGACGAUGAGCCAGUCAACAUUGUUGGGGACAGUGAUGACGAUACUUCGAGGAAUCCACGUAUAUCCCAUGGACCAUCGAGUUUCGGCACACUGCAACAUCUACCACAUUUGUCGGCCUUAAACUUGGAAGCCAUAGGCCAACAGCCGGAGGUCAAUGCAACCUUUAGGAGUCAGGGAUUGUAUGAUGCAACCGCUCUAACAGAAUUUCAGAUUGACCAAUAUUUUCAAAGCAAGGAAGAAGCUGUGCUGAGUGUAAAGGAUUACAGCAUCCGACGUGGAGUUGAAUACAGAGUGAUGAAGCCAGACUAUCUUAAAUACCAUGGGAGAUGCAAGGAGUUCGGUAAAUGGUUCACGUGGAUGAUUCGUAUCACGCUCUGA